Acyrthosiphon pisum (pea aphid) is the source of this 2915-nucleotide messenger RNA. RefSeq lists its product as uncharacterized. The transcript is spliced from 4 exons. The record is from RefSeq and is a predicted model, not a curated record. The coding region runs from base 357 to 1733 and encodes 458 amino acids. Lineage: Eukaryota; Metazoa; Arthropoda; Insecta; Hemiptera; Aphididae.
UCCACGAGGUGUCCAUUCACGCACUCGGCGGGUCCGCUGCCCAACCAUGACCGCUGCUGAAUUCUGGACUCUGUCGAUCGGUUUCCAUAAACGUAUAAGUAUUAUUAUUAGCCACGUUUAAACAUGUUGUCAGUUUAAUUUGUUUUCGGUUCGACUGUUGUAAUAAUUUUUAUUUGUUCGUUUAUCCGUAUUUCUUAUAAAAAUAAUCUUAAUAGACAAAUUUAUUAAAGUUCAAUACACGAAUAUUUGCCCGUUGAUUACGCUACGAGUGUUUGUAAACAAUAAAGAAUAAUCAGCAAAACAUAUUAUAUUUUUAAAAGUAUAGAUACCUACCCAGUGCGCGUGCACGUGACGCGAUGAUUGUGAAUGUUUCCAAACUUCAGCAAAUAAUGAGCUUUGUGGUACUGGCCGCAGUGAUAGUGGCUGGCGUGCAAUGUUCCAAUCACGAGGUAGAAAAACGGGUCAUGCACAACAACAAUGACAGUCCUAUGCGGAUAAAAGCACAGUCCCGGAUAUCUAUGACAAAGGGUGGAUACGGUGCUCGGGUACAGAUCCGCGAAGAUCUACAAGGACGGAAGCAUGCUCACGCAAUGGCCAUCUGUGAUUGUAAUGGACAGGGUCCGUGGAGACCGCUGUUCAAACCAUCGCAAAUCCUCAAGACCGAAUUUCCUGAACAUGAAUCGUUCCACGAAGAAGUGGACACCCAAUACCGGAACAUGGUGGGGGACCACGUGGACAAUCACUUGCGGUUGCCGCCGACAUCAUCGUCCGAACAUUUAUCCACUGGACCAGACAGCGGUGGCGGGUUCAGUGGUGGCGGCAUUAGCUACAAUGGCGGUGGUUAUGGUGGAGGUGUCAGUGGUGGCAGUGCUGGUGGUGCUGGCGCAGGACUUGCCAAAAAGCACAACCACAUGAUCCACUUACACCUGAUACCGCACAUUUACGUACCGAUCAUGCAUUCAGCUGGUUUCUCCGAGGCCAAAAACUAUCAAGCGACCAUCGAGGACGGAUCUUCAUUAUCGUCGCCUGUCCAGAACUCGUUAGAUACGUCGUCAGAGUUUCACGCCGGUGAUGUGGUUGCUACUGGCGGGUCUGGCCAAUCUGGCACUUCCAAUUCUGGUGGUACUGGUGAAAAUCCCGUGUCUGUCACUGCAGGUCCGGCCGGUGACCAUGAUCACGGUAACUUUAACGGACACUCGGGUGAGACAUCGUACUAUACGAUAUCCGAUGACGCAGUUCAACACCUGCACCAGGACUUGCACGAUCAUUAUGGCAAUGGGAUCGAAAACAAUCACAAUCACGACUACGAGGCUCCGCCUAACUCGGUACCAGAAGAACCACAUCAGUACCAGGUACACGAGACCGACGACCUUUCCAAGGACUACAGCAACAAGAAUCACGUGACGAGCGUGUCGUCGACGGCGGCGAUCAAACCGUCGGCGCUUCACAACCAUCAUUACCAGCCACCGCAGCACAAGCACAGGAAUCCCGUGGCCAAACCGAACAGGGGCAAGCACGGGCGCAAGUUGUCCAGCCGACAGGACCUGAAAAACCUGCUGGUGAUGCGACCGCCGCCAGUCGGACAGACGCAGACGUGGAGGUACGUGUACCGGCCGACGGUGGCCGGGAAUCACCAGCAGUAUUACCAGGGCAAACAGCUUCCGCUUCCAGUGAUCAAGACCAGGACGGUGCCUCUCAUCCUGCACAUCCGGCAGAGGUCGGACGACGAUUGAUACGUUUUUGAACAUAGUCCGUUCUCGCAGCUAUUAUCAUCAUCAUUUUUUUGUCGCUGAUUUAAUGCACUGUGUGUCACUACACUUGUACGUCACAUGGUAAUUUAAAAAAACAAUGAUAAAAAACUGUUUUUAAUGAUUGGCGGCAUCGACGGAACGACAGUGGAAGCGUAUUUUUGUAAAUUACCUACAUGAUAUUUUUUUUAUCAUUAUUGUAAGACUUCUUUCGUAUUUGCAUACAGUUUUAUUAUUAUUAUUUGUAUUAUUACUAUUAUUAUUAUUAUAAUUGUUAAAAGUCGAUACGCUAAUGAAAAUAAAAAUUUAAACCUAUUGCAACACGCACGAUAAUCACCUAGGUAUAUUAUAUCUAAUAAUUACAGUUUCAUAAAAAUAAUGAAUUAGUUUUGGUUUUUGUAUCGUAAAUACACACUCAAUGUAUAAUAUUACGAAACAUUUUGUUAAUUUGAAUUGUACGUUAAAAACACAUUAUUAUUAUGCUUUCACAUAAUUUCAUUAAAAUUUGAUAUAAACAGUCAAUGUUCACCUAUUUUUCGAAAAAAAUUUUUAUUUUUAUAUUUAUUCAUAUAACGUCUGUCGUACAAGUCUACUUGAGACAAUUUUAUUGACGAGUUAUAAUACUGUUUGUAACUUUUCAAGCACAUGUUUAAAUAUUUUAAGUUAUUCCUUGGAUGAGUUUUUGAAAAAUGACAUCCUAAUCUUAUCGAUUUUGGUUGCUUCGAUGUAACUUUACUUAUCAUGGUUGUGAUAAAUAUUAAUUAUUCUACAUUGUUAUAACUUAUAUAAUUACUAUAAUUAAUUUUCAUUAAUAUAACAUAAUUGUGUAUAAUGUCCGGGCUCGUAAUUAUUUUAGUCUAUUUUAUUAUAUACUUAAAUAUUGGCCAUAGAGUUAAGCUCAAUUGUAAAACUAUUUUCCCUUAUUAAUAUACGGAUAUAUUGAAAAAAAAAAUUGUCUCUGUCGAUAAUAAUAUCUUGAUUUUCUUACAAAAUGACAAUUUAUAACUGCAGGGAAACAUAAACGCUAAUACGAGAUAAGCAAGAAAUAAAUCGUAUGAUGAAAACGCCAAAAUCCCAAAUACUUGAAAAACUGAUUAUCUGAUUAUGAAAGAGAGUCAGAGUUUUCGUGUUAAGUUACAUAACAUUAUAUUGUUGGUAUGUACUUCA